Messenger RNA from Trichoplusia ni (cabbage looper), 4608 nucleotides. RefSeq names its product protein timeless (gene tim). Gene Ontology annotation, cellular component: replication fork protection complex. The record is from RefSeq and is a predicted model, not a curated record. Gene Ontology annotation, molecular function: DNA binding. Gene Ontology annotation, biological process: replication fork arrest; DNA replication checkpoint signaling; DNA repair. Bases 350 to 4093 code for a protein of 1247 amino acids. The transcript is spliced from 17 exons. Lineage: Eukaryota; Metazoa; Arthropoda; Insecta; Lepidoptera; Noctuidae.
GUGUACACGCGACCCGAGUGAGCGUGACCUACUAUUGGUGCUCAGGCUAACGUUGUUUAACUCACGUGGGGUAGUUCAGAUCGCUAUCCUGAGCGUAAUGCGUAAUUUAUAUUUAUUUUAUUGAAUAUUCACGGAGGUCCAUGUUCGAACGGGUCCACACACAGUGAUAUUAAACAUUAAAGCGAAUAGAAAUACUAGCUUUAUCAGUUUGUUUGUGUUUGUGGUUUAUUUGUUUAAACAGUGGAUGUGUGCAUUGAAUGCUCUUGGAAAACUUCUGUUUUCUUUGGCGCUUGAUGAAAACUUACUUUUAAUUUAAAUCCUCCAUGAAUCCUUUCUUUUUGAAUCCAAUAUGGAAUGGGUUCUUCGAAGUCCACAAAUUCACAGCACUUUCAGCAAUCUUGGAUUACUACAUGCAGAUGGAUAUCACAUAAAUGAGAAUUGCAAUGCGGCGUUGGAGACCAUUCUCCAAAACAUCAUAACAGAAGACAAAUACCUGCGUACAUAUAGAAGAAGCAUUAGUUUCGGCCAAAACAUCAAGAAAGAUCUCAUACCGCUGCUAAUCCACGCCAAGGAAGAUACGACGAUAGAACUUCUAAUCAGGAUACUUGUGAAUUUGACGAUUCCUAUCGAAUGUCUGCUCUCGGUUGAUGUGAUUUCUAGAAAUGAUUUUGGGAGGCAUACUAUAUUUGAAAUCAAUAAUUUACUUUCGUCAACUAAAGUAGCUUUUACUGAUCAGCGAGCAACUAAAGUUGUAAUAGAUUUUUUAAAGAAAAAUGUCGAUUUUGAACAAAAGACAAAAUUGUCUAAAGAGCAUUGUACAAAUAUUAGUAACAGCCUUUUGUUGCUUCGAAACAUCUUACAUAUACCAGAGGAGCCCAGUAGUCAAAGUCCUAACUACAAUGGACCUCCUCAUGCAGUACAGAAUCAAAUUUUGUGGAAUAUAUUUAGUCAAAGCAUUGAUAAAGUUCUCAUUAAGUUAAUGAUAAUUCCGGAUGCGAAUAAAUGGGCAGUAACGAUGGUACAACUUAUAGCUUUGUUGUAUAAAGACCAACACGUUGUUACUUUGCAUAAACUCCUUAAUCUAUGGAUUGAAACUUCUUUAUCUGAAAGCUCAGAAGAUAAUGAGAGCAAUACAUCUCCUCCAGAUCGAGGCAUGUGUUCUUCGCCGAUGUGUACAUCGGAGCAAACGUCGGAUUCAUCAGACACCGGUGGCAGCGGGAAAAGUAAUGAUGAUCCUAAUUCUGAAAACAAGGGCUGGGAUGCUUCUUCCGAAGUCAACAGUUCUAAUGAGAAUGCUAAUCAACCAUUUCGUACACCUGAAGUAAAGAAGUCAGAUGACAAAAAGAAGUAUUCAAUGGUAAAUAGCAACGAUGACACGAUGAAGUCGGAUAACGAAAAAGCUUCAUGCAGCAGUGGGAUUCAAUCUGAAAGAAGUGAUCAGGGACAAUCUGGUCAACAAAACGGAAAAAAGAAUGUAAUUUCGGAAACUUCGGAUUGUGGUUAUGGUACACAAAUCGAAAAUCAAGAGUCGAUCUCAACCUCGAGUAACGAGGAUGAGUUGCCGUCAAAGAAGCCUGUUCACCAGAAGCCGCAUAACCCUAAACAAAGAGCCAACACAAAAGUGCGCUCCGGCAUCACCAUGCAGGACCGGAAGCGGAAGAAAAUUGUCAAAAGGGGCAAAUCAAACAUAAUCAACGUGCAGGGCUUGUCGCACAAGACACCAACAGAUGACGACAUAUCUAACGUAUUAAAGGAGUUCACCGUUGAUUUCCUGCUAAAGGGAUAUAAUUCCCUGGUCCAAACACUUCAUAAUCAAAUUCUUACUAAUUUGCAACUGGAAAUUGAUACAUCUCAUUUUUUCUGGCUCGUCACUUAUUUCCUCAAGUUCGCAUCACAAAUUGAACUUGACUUGGAGCAUGUUUGUUCGGUGCUGUCUAUUGACAUUGUGUCCUACUUGACCGCGGAAGGGGUCAAUUUAUGUGAACAGUUUGAGUUGGCUAUCAAACUUGACGGUAAUGAUCUGAAGCCUAAUAUACGGAGACUGCAUUUGGUUGUUACAGCCAUUAGAGAGAUAAUCCAGGCUAUAGAAGUGUACAAAAAGUUUACACAUAUUUGCCAGGAAGACCAGGAUGCUCUUCUUAAGUUACAGUUCCAAAUGUGUGAGACCGAAGAACUUCGAUCGCUUUUCGUUUUGCUUUUGCGCCAUUACAAUCCGAAGUAUCACUCCAAACAAUAUUUACAGGAUGUCAUAGUGACGAAUCACAUAUUGUUGAUGUUUUUGGACAGUGCGAUGAAGUUGCCUGAUUACAAUGGUUCCACCAAUAUGCCCGACCAUAUCAGACAGUUUGCGUCAUCAGAAAUUAUGUACCAGUACGGGUUGUUGCUUGAGGACUAUGCCGGUAACGGCGAGUUCGUCAAUGAUUGCAUAUUUACUUUGAUGCACCACGUGGGAGGAGAGCUUGAAAGUUUGAUAACAUUGUUUCAGCCGAAGAUUUUAAAGACAUUUACUUCCAUUUGGAAAACUGAAUUCGAAAUUUGUGAUGAUUGGUCGGACCUGAUAGAGUAUGUGAUCAAUACUUUCAUCAAGAAGCCGCACACCCUCCAAAGUACAGCCAACUUCCGACUGGAUAAUGAGAACUUUGACGACGACAAAACUGUUGCCAAGCCCACUGCUACUCUCGCAGCUCAAUCAAAGCCUGAAACUGAGAUCAAGAAGAAGUCUGCUAAUAGUAACGCUAGCAGUACCAAGGAAAAGUUACUCUCCAGUUGGACGGAAGAUGAACUGUCAUCGUUGAGUUGGAACUACAUGCAAUGCAGUGCAUUACCCGAUGUAGUCGGAGAGAUUAUUAAAUUGUAUAAGGAGGAUGAUAUCGUUAAGUCGAGGGACUCUGUUAUUAAAGAGUUGUUCAAACAAAACCUUAUAAGUAAAGAUGAAUUUGAUAAAUUUAUAUCCGGGGAAAAUGACAGAAGAUCUAAAACGGUACAGGCUAAUAAGGAGAAGAGAGAUGAUGAGAUCAGCAAGCUAUGUGAACAGCUGACGCAAGACGGGAAGGCCAAGUCUCUGGACUGGGUACAAAAAGUUUUAUUGGAAACAUGUUUCGCUAAAAUAUACCUGGAAAAGUUAGCUCGGAAAUCUGAUGCGGAAGAAGACGAAGACGAAGGUGAAACAAAACUAACAACUUUGAGGAAGUCUAAUGAUCUGCAUGUGCUGUCGCCAGUCUCGUACCAUUCACUUCUUUUCAACCAAUCGGUGGCUCUGGUUCCCUGGAACUGCAAGCAGGCGGCGAUCUGUAAAGACCUGAAGUUCCUGCAGCUGUUGCACAAGCUCGGUUUUUACAUGCCCGUGGACUCUGGGAAAGUUUUCAUACGUAUACCUCACUUCUGGUCGGCGGACUUGCUCUAUGACGUAGCGGCUAAAAUUUCACCGAUUGACGAAUCGAAUCUCAAGUUCUCUAUAAAUGAUAUCAGUAACAGUAGCGUUACAAACACCGUUCCUCAAGAAAGUCUGAUGUUGCCUGAGCUUACAAAAGACAUCACGAUGAUUGAGAGUCCGGAAAAUUUCUACCAAAUACACAAGCAGAAACACCUCGCUACCAUGGUGAACUUCACGCCAAUGCCUGGCUCUUCGUUUAAUUCGGAAUCCGGAGAUGUUGAGAAACAAAAUUGGUUGGAAGUUGUACAAAAAUCACAAGAGUACAAAAUCGCUCUGAACUUGGGAAGCGGUAUCGUCAAAGACGAGGAUUCGUCGUCGGACAUCGUGAUGCAGCUGCCGGUGAAGGAGGCCGAGGCGUGCGCGGCGCCGCUGCUGCUGGCGGGCGCGGCCGGCCCCGCGCUGCCCGCCGCGCUGCACACCAAGCCCGACGCCGCGCACUUCAGCGGGCCCGUCGCCGAGGCCGAGUACUACAGUGUGUGCGAAACAGCAUCGGUCGCCUCUGACCUAACUCGCAUGUAUGUGUCGGACGAAGACGAAAAACCCGAAGUCCUCAUACGACCCGUUAUUGAAAUAAAACCCCUGAGUGAGGACCGCGGCGAUGACGUGGAUGAAGAUAACGAAGGGAAACGCACAAGGGUGCAGUUUUAUACUCCUUUCUAAAAAGGAUUCGUUAAGUAGAAGAAAGUUAGUGUUUGUUUUGUAUUGGUGGAUAUUAUACGUGGAAUAGUUAAUGAAGAUUCUUAUCCGCUGUUUUAAGUACCAAACUAUCGCAACGUUUUAUUUAGUUUCGCUUCUUUUUACAAGAUUUUAUAUAACAUGUUAAGUAAGUUUAAGAUAAGUUAAGUUUGUAUUUUUACAUAAAACACGGAAUGUUAAGUGUUUGACGGUGUCAUAUUAUUAUCAUCUGAAUCAUUGUGUAACUCAUGCUUUCGAAAGGACUUCCGUCAUGCACACACGUAAUACCUACCCUGUAUGCAUUCCUAAGUUAUAAACGAAAUUUUAAUUAUGUUAAUUAAUAUUAAAGUAUAUAAUAUAAAUGUAUUGUAGUGGAUGUUACCAGUAGUUUAAAAGUGUGUGUUAGAAUAUGUAUGUCAAAUUAAUGUUAUUUUAAAAAUAAUUUUAUUAGAAUUAAGUGAUAAUAAUGACACAGGAAAAUAUAUGGAUUUCGGAUUAAA